Messenger RNA from Agrilus planipennis (emerald ash borer), 3259 nucleotides. RefSeq names its product potassium voltage-gated channel protein Shaker (gene shaker). The coding region runs from base 731 to 2245 and encodes 504 amino acids. NCBI's taxonomy places the organism in Eukaryota, Metazoa, Arthropoda, Insecta, Coleoptera, Buprestidae. Gene Ontology annotation, cellular component: voltage-gated potassium channel complex; membrane. Gene Ontology annotation, biological process: protein homooligomerization; potassium ion transmembrane transport. Gene Ontology annotation, molecular function: protein binding; delayed rectifier potassium channel activity. The transcript is spliced from 7 exons. The record is from RefSeq and is a predicted model, not a curated record.
CAAUGCGGCGAUCGGCGAUUGUUGAAGCCACUGCUGGACUACUUCUGUUGCGGUUGGUGGUUUUUCGAGAGCGCGAGAAUUGCGCGGAACUAAGAUAAAUUAUAAUUAAAGAAAACUUGAACUUUUCUUCGUUUUAAUAAAAACAGUGUUUCAUAAAAGUGCUUACGCGAUACCUCUUUUUUGCCCGUGUAUUGUUGUGAAUUUUUUAUCAUCGCUGAGUAGUUUUUUCGAAAAGUAGUGCUUUUAAGUAUAUGAAGUCUUCCUGAACGAAUUUAAACGCUAACUACGACCAUUUUAAACGAGCUUUAGCAGUUAAUACCUUUAGCAAGUUGUUAAAUAAGAAUUUUUGACUGGACCACUAUUCGUAAGGGUUUAAUUUUUACGUAAACAGAAACAAUCCAAUGCAUUGCAAGGCGCCAUUGCAACUAAAAGUCACCGAAAAAGUAUUUUUAACGGUCGUUUGCUACGCGUAUUGUAUAGCUACGAGUUUAGAUUUUCCGCUUUCGAAAUUAUGCUAGUUAGGCAUACAACGUAGGUAUUGAGAGUUGCAUACAAAUACAUAUUACUGCCAUGUUUCAUAAAGACUUAGGACUUACAGUGCGCGUCGCGGCCGAACAAUUGAUUCGAGUGCGCGGGACUGUCGCGAAGUGACUUUUCGUCGAUGUAAAGUGAGUUCUCGCGAGCCAUCGUAUUUCGCGACGUGAGUGGUACAGUGUGAUGGUCUGCCAACAUGACGAUGUGGCAGAGUGGAAUGGGGGGGCCAGGGGGGCAACACAAUGCCUGGAUGAAGCUUAUGGGAAUUGUUACCCACAAAGAACGAAGACACCACGAAUCUGGACCAACUUCCGCCGAACGAGCAUUAAAUCAGUCGCUGCCCAAGCUCAGUAGCCAGGAAGAGGACGGGCACACCCCCCACUCCCACUACACUGGCGUGACCCAUUUUGAGCCCAUUCCACACGACCACGAUUUCUGUGAGAGGGUUGUUAUCAACGUGAGCGGUCUUCGUUUCGAAACGCAGCUCCGCACCCUAAACCAGUUUCCGGACACGUUACUCGGUGAUCCGGCGCGUCGGAUCCGUUAUUUUGAUCCGUUACGUAACGAGUACUUUUUCGAUCGUAAUCGGCCGUCGUUCGACGCGAUUUUAUACUAUUACCAGAGCGGCGGACGCCUUCGGAGGCCCGUCAACGUGCCUCUCGACGUCUUCUCCGAAGAGAUCAAAUUCUACGAGCUGGGCGAGCUGGCGAUCAACAAGUUCCGCGAGGAUGAGGGCUUCAUCAAGGAGGAAGAGAAGCCGCUGCCGUCGCACGAGAUGCAACGUAACGUUUGGCUUUUGUUCGAGUAUCCUGAGUCGUCGCAGGCGGCCAGGGUCGUCGCCAUCAUUUCCGUCUUCGUCAUACUGCUGUCCAUCGUCAUUUUUUGUUUGGAAACGCUACCCGAAUUCAAACAUUACAAGGUUUUCAAUACGACAGCGAAUCGCACGAAAAUCGAAGAAGAUGAAGUGCCAGACAUCACAGAUCCCUUUUUCCUUAUCGAAACUAUUUGUAUUAUAUGGUUCACGUUCGAGCUGACUGUACGUUUUCUCGCGUGUCCGAACAAGCUCAAUUUCUUCCGUGACGUCAUGAACAUGAUUGACAUCAUCGCCAUCAUUCCAUACUUCAUCACUUUGGCCACCGUGGUGGCUGAAGAAGAAGAUACACUGAAUCUUCCGCGGGCUCCUGUCAGUCCACAGGACAAGAGCACCAACCAAGCCAUGUCGCUAGCCAUCCUGCGGGUGAUCCGACUCGUACGUGUCUUCCGAAUAUUUAAGCUCAGUAGGCACAGCAAGGGCCUCCAGAUACUUGGUCGAACGCUUAAAGCCAGCAUGAGGGAACUCGGACUGCUCAUAUUUUUCUUAUUCAUCGUGACGGAUGCGCUGCGCUUCCCCGAGAAGAACCGGCUACCACCCCGCGCGUAUCGCGCCUCGCCGCCGUCCCGCCCGCCCCGCAGUGUCUCAGUGCAUCAGUGUGCGCGCGCAGUGCUCCGAACGCUCCCGGACGUACUGUUGUUUCGACAAUGUUACAGCAGUGGUCUUCGUUGCCGCCACCGUCGUCAUUCAUUACAAUUAUUAUUAUUAUUAUCGCAACUAUUCAACAAAUUAUUGUCAUUAUUAUUGCAAGAAGAAAGAUGCGAUAGCAGCAGCAGAACUUUAUUUUCCGUUCAGCAUGUUCCAGUCGUCGUCGUCGUCGUCGUCGUCGUUCUUGGGUGAGAUAUCUCCUGCCAAAACAAAAAAGUAAAUUUUAAUGAUGAAACAGAAAAAAAUAUACAUAAUAAAAAUAAUAAUAAUAAACGUAGUCGUUCGUCGUAAAUAAUUGCCGUCGUGAAAAAUCGAAAUCUCUUCGACGUGCGCACGCGCGGUACUCGGAUAAUUAUAUGCUGUGUAGUGCUCAUAUUUAUAUAACACGACUUUUUUUAGUUUUCAGCACUGUUUUAAGUGCUUGUAUUUUUCGGGCUGUGUGAAGCUUACCUAGAAUUGAGUAGCUUUAGCCCUUGUUACUACAUAUCCACCCACAGUUACGCCGCAGGCCGUCGCGCCCCCCCCCCUCUAUCUCUUUCUCUACCCACUACCCCUACUCUAACCCAUUUCCCACUCCUACUUCUAACCUUAAAAAAUUCUGACCACCGUCGUCCAGCGCCCUCUUUCUCUACGCGUCGUUCUAGCUUCCGGUUGAUAAUGCUCUGCUGUCGUAGAAUGGAUCUAUCUGCUUUGCCGAUCAAGACCGCAAAUGGGAGUCCUCAGACUCAGACAAGACCCCCUACAACUUUAAUUAUUUUUAAAUUUACCAAACGGCCCUCCUAAGUGUGAUCGAUCUCGUUUUAAUUUUCUAGACGUGGGUAAGUACAUAAUUUUUUAUAACAUUGACUUUUUUAUAUUGGUUUUCAUAAAUUUUCUUUUCAAAAUUAAUGACGUUUCGUUUGGCUUGGAAAGAAAUUAUCGGGAAGACUUUUUUCCUAUUACGAGAAAAUUUAAAGAGCUUUGAUUGAGGACUUCAAUUUGCGUUAUUCUGUAACGUUGUCCAGAAGAUCCAGUAGAUUAUUUGUUCGUUCUUGUUCUUAACAUAUCGUAGGCGAUGGCAAGGCGUGUUUUACGACUAGUGCCCUUUUUGAGUACACGCCGGACAUUAGUAUGGUACAUUUGGUAAAAUUUACUCUCGGACGAAAAAAAAAAACAAAACGUAUUCCGAUCAGCACGAUAUCAAAACACAAAAAAUAAAAAAUAUUC